AUGGCUGCUUUAGAGCGACAAUUUACCAAACUUUCACUUCUAGAAGAGGAACUUGGGGCUUUAGUGGAGGAUUUCCACACACUGAAACAGGUAGGAGACGCCCCUGUUCUCAAUUCCAAUGAUGAUCUUGUGUUAACGCUUAGUAAACUUGCAAACUUGAUCAAAUACAUGGAAUUGCUUCUGGUCGAAAAGAUAGACUCUAGCGGAGUGGGGCCGGAAGUCGAUCGAUUUCGAGAAGGUCUGGAGUUCUAUAAUAAACAUCUAAACUCCAUCAAGGAGGAUCUUCCGAAGGACACCAAUUUCGAGAUUAGAACGAUACGGCUUGACGAAGCCGUUAACAGACCCAGACCAAAGAUAAAGAAGUCCAAGUCUGUGAGAUUCAAGGAGAACCUAAUAGAUCCAUCAGAAUCACAAAAACGGGCGCAAGCUACAUCAUCGCUGACUUAUAACGACGAGCCUAGUAGAGACGUACUUUUCGAAACGAACAACGUAUACAAGGACGACAACGGGAGUACGAUAGAUCCUAUGCGAAUGUCAAACAAACAAAUAUUUAUGGAAAAUCAGCAAGAAAUAAUAAAUCAAGAUGAAAUCAUCAAUUCAUUAUCGCAAUCGGUCAAUAGACAACACGAGAUGUCCUUGCAGAUUGGAGAUGAGGUAGGCAAUCACAUGGUGUUACUUGAUGAUUUAGAGUCAGGGAUAUCAAGGGCAAAUGCAAAAAUCAUUCGAGGACGGACGAACAUAGACAGAUUCAGGCAGAAAUUGAAAGAGCAUGGCGACUGGUUCACGAUAUUCGUGCUUGUGAUUAUCAUGUUUAUCCUGCUUGUUGUCUUGAAGUGA
Molecule: messenger RNA, 837 nt
Organism: Ogataea parapolymorpha DL-1
Lineage: Eukaryota; Fungi; Ascomycota; Pichiomycetes; Pichiales; Pichiaceae
Exons: 1
Coding region: 1-837 (278 amino acids)
Source: RefSeq, a predicted model, not a curated record